AUGUCGACGCCUUGCAGUGUCAUUCGUUCCGCACCACAUAAAGUCACGAGGUUCUCCUCCAUCGUCCUGAGCUGUCGGCCCCUUCGCGCAGUACACCCUAUUGAAAACAGCGCAACGAGAUCUCUCGCAACAGUCCGACCAGAUCCCAAAGUCUUUUCCGAUGUCUGGUUCACAGGAGCUGUGCCACGGCUGAACAUCCAUCCUCCGCCUCUAUCAUCCAACCCGCGCAAACCAGACGAACGGACAGUGAAGCUGGGGAAGAGCAAGUCCACCUCAUCUGCCCCUCCUGUAGAUCACAGACCACGUACAACUCUCCGAAUCCUCCAAGAGCGCCUCCCAACACUCCUGCAAUCGCCUCUUCCGCAGGAAAUCCUCUCCCCGCAUAUCAGUCUUCACCUCUUCCCCUCCACCCACCCACAUCUACCCACGGUAUCCGGCCGUGUCGCGUAUUCAGCUGCGUUAUGGACCUCCCCGAUAGCAUGGGGCCGCGUUCCCCUCGUAGGCGAGGUUCGCCUGACCAUCUUAUCCGAACGGAUGGUCAAGUCUAGCUCGAAUGCCCGGUUACCGUCCGCAACUCGCCAGGAACAGCUGAUCGUACGGUGGCGUACGGUUGGAAAGACGAAGGGCAAGGGGAUCGGUGCAUUUUACAAGGGUAUUGGAGCGAGGGAGAGCGUGGACAAGAUUACAGAGUGGUUGGGCGGUGGGAACGGCGAGGACGAUAGUAAGGAGUUCACGGGACUGUUCAUCUUUGAGUUCGAUGAGGAGGGCAGGAUUCUAAGCCACACCAUCGAACAUGUACGAGAAGGAGGAAACUGGGAACGAGGAGUCGGUGCUAGGGUCGUUGGCUUGACAGAUUGGUUGCUCGGAGGAAUGAAGAGGAAUGGAAAUGAGGGCGCGCCUUGUCCGGCUUGUUAUUCUGGGGAGAGUGAGAGGGCUAAUCGUAGGCAGUAG
Messenger RNA from Drepanopeziza brunnea f. sp. 'multigermtubi' MB_m1, 951 nucleotides. Lineage: Eukaryota; Fungi; Ascomycota; Leotiomycetes; Helotiales; Drepanopezizaceae. The record is from RefSeq and is a predicted model, not a curated record.